AUGGACCUGAAAUCGAUGCUCAACGACUCUUCCUCCCAACGCCAACCACCGCGACUUCACACGCCACAAACCUCCUAUGACCAGGCAGCGGUACACACCCCCUCCUAUGAGUCGCAUUUCGAGCGGCCGCCAUCAUAUCAACCACCUCUACCUUCCUCCGAAUAUAGGUCUUCUGCCAAUGGCUCGUAUUUUGCCGUACAGUCACCAAACCAGCAGAACUCUGGCGCCGGGUCCGCUCCCGGCGUAACAGGUCAGUCGAUGUUUGCGCAGAGUCCAGGACCACAGGGACAGAUACACACUCUGCGCGAAGGCAUUCCACCUUCGCAUCCGUAUCAAUCGCCCUUUGCUCCUUCUCCGUCGCCUUCGGGUCCUCCACCACCGACGCCAGGUUCUACCCAACCCUACCCGACACCCUCGACAGCAAUAACGUAUUGUCAUCCUGGCGCACACCCUGCUUUCAGUACCCAGUCACCCAGAGAUGAGGCGAUACCUCCGAAUGGCAAUGCGCAGCCACAUUCCCGCACUUUGUCGCCCCAAGCUCAAUUCCACCCACCCCCGGCGACUCCUUUAGGUCCUCCAGCCUCGUAUCCUCGCCCAUCCCCGCACCCACAUAGGCCAAUAUCUCAGGGUCAAGAGAGCUAUAGGCGGUCGUCUGUGGGUUCCGUUGGUUCUACUCAGAGCAGGGAAUACAGCCAUCCGGCAUACACGCAGGCAGAUCAUUCUCGGAGCGGGAGCGUACAAAGAACCUAUUCGGGAGAAGUUCGUGAAAGAGAGCGGAGCAUAGAAAGUGUCAGUCCGAAGACAAUCCCCAAACCACCUCCUCAACGUCGGACGAGCAUCGGAAGGUACCAGGAGUUGCAGGCGGAAGUAUAUACUGCAGCCCAACCUUCAUUGGGGUCACAUGCAAACGCGCAGCCUCAGGGAACACCAGACAGAGUUGUUGACGUUCAGCAACACUUCGACACCACUCCCAAAUCUUCCACAACAUCGGUGGAACCCAAACCAGCCGCUCAAUACCAGACAUCCCGGCCGAGUCCCAGUACGGGAACGGUCAAUAACAUGACACCUCAAUCCACGCCCUCUUCUCUCCCGGCUCAGCCAAGUCCUCCGGCGACGGUACAACCGGCAUUAAAGCGAAGUGCGAGCAACAUGUCUGGUGGUGCGACAACGUCGUUACCUCCGAAGAGACCGAGACGCGAUGAAGUCCCAACAUUUGCGCAAAGUGCUCGAACAAAGCCCUUGAGGUUUAUCAAGGCACCGCCAGUUGUCGCACCGGCAACGAGCGAAACUCAGGUCAAAAGGGAUGACUCAGGCUCACAAUUUCCAAAUGGUCAGGCUCAAGCCCAAGGCGAACCUCGCUGGGAACCCUCGAUCACGAAUGUGGUGCCAUACGAGGAUCUUACGAGACGCGUUUGUGACUGGAUCUUCUCAGUGAUUGGUAUGGCUGCUCCGCCCGGGGGGGGAGCGAUGUUUGAAAUUGAAGCCAAAAUCGGUGCUAUAUUUGACGAACAAUCCGGCUAUCGAUUGAGUCUGCCGGUGGAAACUGAGACGAUCUUCAAUCGUGAGAAGUAUCGAGGAAGAACAAGUUUCAAGAGUUCUAUGGACAUGGCCCAACACAAAUUAUUGAAUACUUUUCUGAACGGUUUAGUUCAGGAGUCGAUGCGUGAAGCUCAGAUCUCAGAUCGUUCGGUUAUUGGCUAUGAUCAUCCGCACGAAUACGAUGAGUUCUACGAGCUGACUGAAGAGGGAAAGAGAAAUCUACCUCCAUCCAUCAUGACCUGGCUCAAUCCCCGCCAUAAACCUCGCAUACGAAGAACAAUUGAUGAAGGCACUGGGCAAGUCAAGGCACAGAUCAUCAAGUCGCGGAUGGCCGAUCUCGAGGUGUACAAUCCUGGAUCAGAUUUCGACUUCAGAAUAUCCAUUUCGAUCGAAAGUCCUUGGGACGGAGAGCCGCAUUGGCUUACAGAGAUGACAGAUGGGGGUCGUGAUAGGAAGAAGGAUCGUAUGAGCUACAGGCACAUGGCUUACCAGAUUGAUCUCACUCAGGUGAGCUACCCACAUGCGCUAGAGAAAGAGCAUGAAUUGGAGGUCGAGAUCAGCACGGAGCAGAUUCGGAUUGAACUUGCGAACCUCCAGGCUCAACGACCCAGUCGAUACGAAGACCUUGUCAAAGGCUUCCUUGAUAAUGUGAGGAUACUGUGUCGGAAAGGAACAGUCGGCAAGACAAGAUGA
Molecule: messenger RNA, 2232 nt
Organism: Rhinocladiella mackenziei CBS 650.93
Lineage: Eukaryota; Fungi; Ascomycota; Eurotiomycetes; Chaetothyriales; Herpotrichiellaceae
Exons: 2
Coding region: 1-2232 (743 amino acids)
Biological process (GO): 7-methylguanosine mRNA capping; polynucleotide 5' dephosphorylation
Cellular component (GO): mRNA capping enzyme complex
Molecular function (GO): polynucleotide 5'-phosphatase activity
Source: RefSeq, a predicted model, not a curated record